Molecule: messenger RNA, 897 nt
Organism: Harpegnathos saltator (Jerdon's jumping ant)
Lineage: Eukaryota; Metazoa; Arthropoda; Insecta; Hymenoptera; Formicidae
Product: dnaJ homolog subfamily C member 30
Exons: 2
Coding region: 136-897 (253 amino acids)
Source: RefSeq, a predicted model, not a curated record
AAGGAAAGAAGGAAGGAACUGAACUAAACUGAACUCUUAAAGCUUUACAUAACCUUAGCAUAAAAAAUGUUGCAUUGAAUGGGAAACAAUUAAUAUUGAUAGUCUGAUAACUGGCUAUGUAUAAGAUAAUAAAUUAUGAUGUUUUGUAAUAUAUCUACAAAGAAGAAACCGAACUAUUUUAUCAAACUAUCUUUUGGAAGACUGAAAAGAAUCGAAAAGAUGAAUGUUGUGUCGAAAAAGUUAUAUGACACAUGUCAAUAUUUGAUUUUUACUAAACAUGCGGUCUUUGCAUCUUUAUUUGAAUGUAUCAUAAUAAGAUCUUCAAAAUCAACAUUAGCGCGACUUUAUUCAACGAAACGAGAUAUUAAGCAUAAAAACUAUUAUGAUAUCUUAAAGAUUACAUCACAUGCUACCCAGAAUGAAAUAAAAACAGCAUAUUAUAAGUUGUCUUUGCAAUAUCAUCCUGAUAAAAAUAAAAGUGAUUAUGCAAAGCAGAAAUUCCAGGAUAUCUCAGAUGCCUAUGAAAUACUUGGUAAUCAUGAACAACGUAAAAAUUAUGACCGACAUAUAUCAAUCCAUCAACAACCAGUAGCUAAUGUUAAAGAACCUCAACAUAGAGAACAAGUCUAUACAAGACCUACUAAAAUUUAUGAUUUUGAUGCGUGGACUCAGGCACAUUAUAGCAGACAGUUCAAGAUAGACCGUAUGAGGAGGGACAAUAUUCAACGUCAUAAGAAAACACAGGCACUUAUCCAUACCAGAACAGAAUAUUCUUACUUUAUAGAAUAUAUCUUAUAUUUUUCAUUUCUAAUGUUAAUGAUGAUAUCUUAUAACAAAGAUAAAGAUGUACCAGUACAUAAAGAGAAAAAACAUAUAGAAAAAGUAAAUGCAAAUUAA